Arachis stenosperma is the source of this 935-nucleotide messenger RNA. Its product is annotated as prolyl 4-hydroxylase 2-like. Gene Ontology annotation, cellular component: endoplasmic reticulum. Gene Ontology annotation, biological process: peptidyl-proline hydroxylation to 4-hydroxy-L-proline. NCBI's taxonomy places the organism in Eukaryota, Viridiplantae, Streptophyta, Magnoliopsida, Fabales, Fabaceae. Bases 28 to 732 code for a protein of 234 amino acids. Gene Ontology annotation, molecular function: iron ion binding; L-ascorbic acid binding; procollagen-proline 4-dioxygenase activity. The transcript has 6 exons. The record is from RefSeq and is a predicted model, not a curated record.
UGUUUAAUAUUAUUAGCGUUAAUUAUCAUGAUUAUUAUGAACCAUUGCUAUGCUAGCAUAAUUGACCCUUCUAGGGUCAAAAGUAUUUCAUGGAAGCCAAGAGCAUUCAUGUAUGAAGGUUUCUUGAGCCAAGUAGAAUGCCAGCACUUGAUUUCCAUAGCAAAACCAAACCUCACAAGAUCCGCUGUUUCUGAUUUAGCCACUGGAAUGUCUCACCUUUCUGCUCAUAGAACAAGCCAUGGCAUGUUCAUUCCCAGGAACAAUGAUCCUAUUGUUGGUGGUAUUGAAGAGAAGAUUUCAGCAUGGAUAUUCCUUCCAAAAGAAAACGGAGAAGCCAUACAAGUAUUAAGAUAUGAAGGUGGUGAGGGGUAUGAAGCACACUUUGAUUUCUUUCAAGAUAAGUUUCAUAUUCAAGCAAAGUCUGGAAACAGAAUCGCCACAGUUCUCAUGUAUCUUAACGAUGUCAUCCAAGGGGGUGAAACACUUUUCCCUCUUGCUCAGGAUUAUCUAUUGCAUAAUGGAGCUUCUAAAACAAGUUAUAAUCACUCUACUGAAUGUGCCAAACGAGGAUUAGCAGUGAAACCAAGAAGAGGGGAUGCAAUUGUUUUCUUUGGAAUCCAUGUAAAUGGAAGUGUAGAUGGUAGGAGCCUCCAUGAAGCAUGCCCUGUGAUCAAAGGUCAGAAGUGGUCAGCUGUUAAGUGGAUUCGUAUGUAUCCAAUUCAUGCCAUCUGAUCUAAAUCCAAAAACUUAUUACUAUCAAAACUAAACUUGUUAAUUAGACUUAGAAAUAAUGUUAAUUGUUCUGAGCUUCCAUAAUCGACUAUGUCUAUUCUGUAUACACUUUUCAUGUAAUUCUAUGUUUAAUUAAUAGUUGAAAUUAGCAUACUUUGAUGUUUUAAUCAUAACAAUCGAUGUAAUAUUUUCUUUACUAAAAU